AUGACGACUCCGGACUGGCAAGCCCAGGCACAGAUUUGCAGAGACAUCCUCGAUCAAUCCAUCCAGAAGCAAUGGCUCCUCCCCGCCGACCGCCUGCCCCCGCCGGAGCGCACCAACGUGCUCGGCGUCCCCCAGGAGUCAGGCACGCUGACCGCGAGAGAGCUCGAGAUCACCGAGACCGAUGCGACGGGCCUGGUGGCUUCCAUGGCAGCGGGGACCUGGACCGCCGAGGAGGUCGCGGUGGCAUUCUUAAAGAGGGCGACUCUCGGGCAUCAGCUGCUCAACUUUGCCACCGAGUUCAUGGCCGAAGAAGCCCUCGCCCAGGCCCGCGCGCUCGAUGACCACUUCCGGAGCACGGGCACGCUGGUCGGUCCCUUGCACGGCGUCCCCAUUUCCGCUAAGGAGAUGGUGUCGUUUGAGGGCCGCAUCGUGCACACGAGCUACGUCUCCCGGGUGUCGAAUGUGGCAUCGCAGGACGCCUUGAUUGUCCGGGUGUUGCGGAAGGCGGGGGCGGUAUUUCACGUGCGGACGAAUUUGCCGCAGACAUGUAUGCAUCUGGAUUGUGACAACAACAUCACGGGCCGCACACUCAACCCUCACAAUAUCCGCCUCUCCCCUGGCGGAUCCUCGGGAGGGGAGGCCGCUGCGGUUGGCUUCCGUGGCGCCGCCAUCGGGAUCGCAAGUGACAUUGGCGGCUCUAUCCGCCUCCCGGCCGCCUUCUGCGGCAGCUACGGCAUACGGCCCACGACCCUCCGGACCCCGUGGAGCGGGAUCGCGCUCGCGGGCGAAGGACAGGAGGCUAUCCGCUGCACCCUGGGCCCGAUCACCAAUUCCCUGCGCGACCUGGAUCUGUUUAUGAAGGCCGUCACGGACGGGAAGCCGUGGGAGGAGGAGACGGCCCUGGUGCCACUGCCAUGGCACGAGGAGCCCCGGCCGUCACCGGGGGAUUUCACCGUCGGCGUGCUCUGGGAUGACGGCAUCGUUCAUCCACACCCGCCGAUGCAGCGCGCGAUGAGGAGCGCCGUGGAGAAGCUCAGGGCGGCCGGGAUCCGGACGGUGGACUGGGAGCCGUACAAGCAUCAGCAUGGCAUGCGCAUCAUCAACGACCUGUUCUACCCGGACGGCGCCGCGACCCAAAUCGCGGCUCUCGAGGAGUCGGGGGAGCCCUGGCUCCCCCUCACCAAGGAGGCCUUCACCCUCGCGCGCAACAUGACCAUCCCCGAGACGUGGGCAGUGAACCUCGAACGCGAGGCGUACCGCACCGAGCACCGGAUGCUGAUGAAGGAGCGCGGCAUCGACGUGAUCCUCUGCCCCGCGUACGUAGGCGUCGCCGCGGAGCCGCACGAGGCCCGGUACUCGGCCUACACGGCCAUCUGGAACAUCCUGGACAUGCCGGGCGUCGUGUUCCCAACCGGUCUCCGCGUCGAUCAGGAGCUGGAUGCGGUUGAGGCCGGGUACCAGCCGCGCGGCGCGCAGGACGAGGCCGAGUACAAGUCGUAUUCGCCGGAGAAAUUCGUGGAUGCUCCGAUUGCUCUCCAGCUGGUAGGCAAUCGAUUCUGUGACGAAGCAACCGUUGCUGCGGCCAAGGUACUGGAGGAUAUUAUCUGCGUGUGA
This is a messenger RNA of Venustampulla echinocandica, 1614 nucleotides long. RefSeq lists its product as uncharacterized. The record is from RefSeq and is a predicted model, not a curated record. NCBI's taxonomy places the organism in Eukaryota, Fungi, Ascomycota, Leotiomycetes, Helotiales, Pleuroascaceae. The transcript has 2 exons. The coding region runs from base 1 to 1614 and encodes 537 amino acids.